AUGGAUGCCAACAACCACGCCGAAGUCCACAAACCUUCUCACCUGUGGCGCUACCUGAAAGCGACGAUACCAUCAAACACACACAUCAUCGAAGUCGAACUCCUGCUACUUAGCUUUGCAACCGGCAUUCAAGAUGCAAUUGCCUACCCGGACUUCUCGUGCUUCGCCUCUAACCAAACUGGCAAUACUAUCAUCCUUGCUAUCGGCGCUCUGGGCAUCUCAUCCAACCCAUCCAGCCACGUGGACGUCAUCAACGCCAUCAUCUCGCUCUCUUGUUUUGCUGCAGGAAUCUUGAUUCUCGGUCAACUCGCAAACUGGCUGGGCGUCAGACAAAUCCGCUGGUGGCUAUUGGCUUCGAACUUGUUGCAAACGGCUCUGAUGGCUGCAGCUGCGGGUCUGUCGACUGCAAGUGAGCAUUCCAAACCCCAAUACUCGAAAGCUGCACUAGCAAUGUUGGCAUUAUCGUCAGGUGCUCAGGUGGGCAUGGUGCGAGCACUCAAGAUCACUGAUAUCACUACUGCAAUGGCGACAGCAGCUUACAUCGACGUCUUCAUCGAUCCAAUUUCGUAG
Messenger RNA from Aureobasidium musti, 570 nucleotides. Lineage: Eukaryota; Fungi; Ascomycota; Dothideomycetes; Dothideales; Saccotheciaceae. The record is from the annotation of a GenBank genome assembly.